Messenger RNA from Naumovozyma castellii, 1533 nucleotides. RefSeq names its product Mud2p (gene MUD2). Bases 1 to 1533 code for a protein of 510 amino acids. NCBI's taxonomy places the organism in Eukaryota, Fungi, Ascomycota, Saccharomycetes, Saccharomycetales, Saccharomycetaceae. The transcript has a single exon. The record is from RefSeq and is a predicted model, not a curated record.
AUGAGUAGCGAAGAAACUUUGGAAGAAUUAAGAUUGAAGAUCAUGGAGUCUAUGGCCCAAAAGGGAGUACUUGGUAAGUUGCCAACAGAGGGGAAGGAGAAGAGUCCAUCCACUCAGCAAGAUAUGAGUAGAAAGAGGGAACGAGGUACUGUUGAAGAACCAGAUCGAAGAAAUCCAUACAUUAAUAGGGAACAUUCAUCGGGCACAAUGGAUCCAAGGAAUCCUAGAGACCAAUAUUCAAGAAGGCCCCAAAAUCCAAGAUAUGACAAUUCUAGGCAGAACUUAACAAGAAAUUAUGAACCUUCAAACACCUAUGAGAGGAGGAAUUACGAUCGUAAUUUCCAGUCUAAUACUCAGUCAAAUUAUUACGAGGAUCGUAAUCGUAGAUCAAAUGGAGGCAGAGAGAGAGAAAGAGUAAGAUAUACAAGAACUAACCAUACUCAGUCGAAGGAUUACAAUAAUAAAAGUAAAUGGAAUAAUAGACGGGUUCCACCUGGAUCAGACACCGAAAGUAGCUUUCCACAGAAGAAUUACAAUUUAAGUGCAUUAGAUUGUCCUAUUUAUCCAAAUAUUGUUAAAUCCAAGACUAGUUGUCAAUUGAUUAUAAAUAAUUUGAAAAAUAACGACGAUACCGAUGAUUCCAUUGGUCCUAAGAGAGUUCAGCUAAGAGAAUACCUGGAGUCAUUUGCCAAAUCAUUAGGUCCAAGCAACAAACUAAAAAGUUUUACAAUCAGUCCCUUGGAUGAAGACUAUGUGGUAGUAGAAUUUGACUCUGCAAAGACGACAACAUUGGCACUCAGCUGCCGUUCCUUUUUUAACAAGAAAAUUGGGCUGUUAAGGGCAGAAUGGUCUAGACCCAAUGAUUAUGUUGAACCUGUUGAUAAUUUGGAAAAAUUUUGUGGCGCCAACGUGAUUGCGUUGGAAGAGUUGGAUGGACUCCAGGUCAAGGAUGUUGAUGCGAAGGUUAAGUCCUUAAUAGAACCCCUACAUGUAUCGGAUUACACGGUACAGCCAUUAGUUUAUAAGGAAACACAUGAGGGAUCUGAAGAAACGACGAUCUUCACAGGGGUAGUCGUUCUUGUGUUUAACGAAAUGGUCCCAAUAGAAAGCCUGUCUGUGAAAUAUUUCAGACCAAACGUGGGAAAAUUAUCUCAAACGACAGCAUCAUUCACUUUCCAGCAGAUUUCCAAAUUGGUCACUGAGCAAAAGCAUCCAGAUUCCUCAGUAUUGGUACUACUGAACUGUGUAGAUCCCUUAGACUUGAAAAACCUUCAAUUUGCAGACGAAAUUGAAACAACAUUGAAAAAUACAAUUGAAAAUGUGGAAGAAGUCAAACUAGUUAGACCAGGGAUUGAUUACAGAUUAACCUUUGAUCAUCUCGAAGAUGGGGUAGGGAACGUCUACGCCAAAUUCAAAUCACCCGAGGUCGCCAAGGAGGCAAUGAGACAGUUAUCCGACUCCCAAUUUAAUGACAGGACACUACUAUGCGCGUUCAUCGACGAGGAGGAUUAUAAGAAGGUUGGUAUCUUGUAG